AUGUGGCCAUCUGAACCAGGAACAACCGAAAUCAAGGAGAACGAGGCCAACGGUGAAAUGAUGAAACCAAAGACACCGCCUUCGAUUACGAGAUCAUUGAACAGUAUAUCGAAAACGGUUUUACCACCGAAUGUUGAAGCGGUCAUUGACUGUAAACGCUACAGCAGCCGUACGAGGUUGUUACGAGUUACAGCGUCGGUAAAGCGAUUCAUCAACAACGCGAGAAGGCGUCGUUCAGCAUCAGAUCUACUCACUGCCGACGAAUUGAAAACAGCAGAAAAACUCUGGAUAAAAUCGAUCCAAGCGAGCAGUUACAAGGACGAAGAGCAAUAUCUGUCUCAGGUCAACAAAAAAGAGCCUCUAUUAGUCAAGCAGUUGGGGUUGUUUCGAGAUCAAGAAAACAUUAUUCGUUGCCAUGGUCGAAUUGGUGAAUCGUCAUUGUCGUUGUCAGAGAAACAGCUGAUACUCCUUCCUCCGAAACACCAUUUUACCGACCUGAUUAUCCUGGAUCAUCACGAGACUGUUCAUCAUAACGGAAUCAAGGAAACCUUGAACAGCAUCAGAGAGAAAUAUUGGAUUGUAAGGGGACGGGAAGCAGUGAAACGUAUAGUAAGACGAUGCGUGCUCUGCAAGAAGUUGGAAGUUAGCAAAGGUGGAGGAGUUGAUUCGAAGUCGGGACAACGUGGUGAGAGCAGCGAAGGUUCGUGUUGUCAACAGCGAUGCGGGAAGAUUGAUUGUGUUACGACGACCCAUACAGCACCUAAUACCGUUAGAGUUACCUCCUACAUCCGAGAAAGAAGAUCAAGUAUCCGAAGUCGAAGAAACUCAACUUGUAAAGCAACCAGAUCUCAUUGUUCCAGCCUCCAGGAAUGA
Messenger RNA from Paramuricea clavata, 873 nucleotides. NCBI's taxonomy places the organism in Eukaryota, Metazoa, Cnidaria, Anthozoa, Malacalcyonacea, Plexauridae. The record is from the annotation of a GenBank genome assembly.